Molecule: messenger RNA, 1693 nt
Organism: Schizosaccharomyces japonicus yFS275
Lineage: Eukaryota; Fungi; Ascomycota; Schizosaccharomycetes; Schizosaccharomycetales; Schizosaccharomycetaceae
Product: nuclear distribution protein nudF
Exons: 3
Coding region: 280-1620 (446 amino acids)
Source: RefSeq, a predicted model, not a curated record
UUCCACAACGUCUGACAUUGUGAUGGGUGUGCGCUUCGCGCUCACCCAAACACAUUCUCUCAAUAAGGUUAUUGCUGGCAAAAAACUUUCGGAUUAAUGAAAUAAUAAAGUAAACGCGUACUUUAUUUAUCAAUUACGACAAAAAUUACCCCAUUGUACAAAUAUAACGCGUCAGUUUAGCAAAUUUCAAAAAAUUGUUGCUGUUUGCAAAUUAAAAGAGUAUUACUGCAUUGGAAAUUGGAGACCUUCACAAUUAUUGUAAUCCUUGUGUUAAAAGUCAUGUCUCUGUUAACUUCAAAGCAGAAAGCUGAAUUAUACCUGGCAAUUCUUGACCACUUUGAAACCAAUGGAUUUCAGCGGUCGCACGACACGUUUAAAGAAGAAUUGGAGGAACGACAAAUCCAAUUGUCAAAGGGAAAGAGUCUCGAAAUUAGUAGAGCUAAUAAUCACCUCGAAAAAAAGUGGACAGGCUUGCUAAGACUACAGAAAAAAAUCUUAGAACUUGAGUUCUACAAUCGUAAGCUGGAAAAUGAACUUGUAAAAUUACAACCAUAUAAGGCUACUAAGGAAAUAUGGCUUCCGCAAAAAGAUGAUGAAGUGGAACUUCUGGGACACAGAAGCCCAAUUACUGCUUUGGCGUUCCACCCGUACAUUACAGUAGUGGCCUCUGCAAGUGAAGAUGCGAAAAUAAAAAUUUGGGAUUGUGAUACAAAUUCUCUCGAAACGACUCUUGUUGGACACUUCAAAAGCAUUCGAGCUCUUGCAUUUUCAGAAACGACUGGAAAUGAACAAGAAAAAGUAUAUCUUGCAUCAGGUGCAGAGGACGCAACUAUUUGCCUUUGGGAUGCUACCAGCGGAUAUGCGAAUCUUUACGCAUUAACUGGACAUGAGGCUACGGUGUCAUGUAUUCGAUUUUUAAAAGAGCAUGAUGGUCCUUUACUUUUGUUAUCGGGGUCAAAGGACGGAAGCGUCCGCUUAUGGGAUGUUGAAACUGGAGAAUGUGUUCGAGUUUUCAAUCAAUUUGGCUCACAGUGGGUCCGUGCACUGGCUGUUUUUGAGGACAAAGAGCACUUUGUGGCCGCAGGUAAUGAUGGAAAAGCACGAGUGUUAGAUCUCAGAAACGAAAGUGCUCGACCGAUUCUCUGCACGGGACAUUCACAUGUAAUUGAGUGUGUGGAAGUACUGCCAUCUACAGCAUAUCCCUACGUGCAGAAAUUUUUUGGACGAGAAGUAGCAGCACGUCAAGAAACAUUAUCACGGUUGUUAUUUUUAACUGGAUCCAGAGACAACAAAAUAUUCCUGUGGGAUGGUGCUACUGGGAAGCUGCUACAUAAGUUCGAAGGGCAUAAAAACUGGGUCCAUAGUAUUACGUUCCAUCCAUGCGGUAAGUAUUUCCUUUCGGUUUCGGACGAUCGGACGAUGAAGAUAUGGGACCUUGAGGGAGGUCAAGCCGUUGAAACCAUAUCUUUUCAAAACAGAAUUCCGCUAUGUGUCUGCUGGAAGCAUCCAAUGUCUUCAACCGAUGUACUCCAAAAUUACCUUAACUUAUUUGCCAGCGGUUGUAGUGAUUCACAUAUUCAAAUAUGGUCAUCACACAAAAGUAAUCCGGUUCAGAAAUAGUUUUUUGUAGCGACAUUCGUCGGUUUUCAGCAAAGAAUAUGUGGUCAACAAAUAUGUAAAAGAAAAGAAACGA